AUGGUUACCUUUGCCACCCCUGCUUCGCGCCCAGCGGCGACAUCAUCCAAACCGAAACCCAACCCCUCCGUGUUAGCGGCCUCUUCGCCUGUGCCUAUCCUCAAAACCUCCAAGACUGGAACCUCGACGCCUUCACUCAAACGGAAAAUGACGAAUGUGGAUUUGUCGCUGUCGCCAUCGUCCGCGGCAUCCGAGGGAAGCGAUGCAGCUCCUAGCCCGAAGAAGCGGGUUCGAGUACAAUUCGAUAAGGAGGUGGAUAUGCGCGAGGUGCCGGCCAACGAGCCUAAGAUCCGUGAACAUAAUACUGGUACUGUGAUGGAGAAGAGCGCUGCUGUUGUUCGGGAAGAAGUUCGCAGAGCCCUUCAGCGUCAUAUCUCGGGUACGGAUAGUGAGGCCUACGACCGUAUUAAGGAGAUUUUCUCGGCCGAUCCGAAGCGUCAGGACGAGGAUGAGUCGUCGUAUGGUAUUCCCUCGCAUAGUACGUUGAAGCACCAUCUUAUGGGUUUGCUGUCGAAUGUUGCGUCAUUGGACCGCAGCUGCAAUGGGUUGGUGCAUGCGGUUUUGAGCAGUGAAUGGCUCGGGCGGGAUGAGUCGUAUGUGAAGCUGUUUAUUCGGUUUAUGGGGAAUCUGGCUGCCGCUCAGGGAAGCUAUCUCGGGUCCGUGCUGAAAAUGCUGGUCAAUAACUUGGGUGAACUGCCCAAGGGUAUUGGAAGGAUUCCCGGAUACGCUGUUGUUCAGGCUUCGGAAGUUUACACAAGAGUUCAUAUGGCGCUUCGGUAUUUGUUGCAGUUGAUUCCGUCUGGAAGUGGGUCGUUGUCUCCGAUCUUGUCGAUGAAUUUUCCAUUUGACACGGACUCGGCCAAGGCGAACAUUGCCUACACCCGGAAUAUCCUUCGUGUAGUUAGCUACGCCCCUGAACUUCAGGCCGAUGUUCUGGCGCUUGUUACAGAGAAACUGGUUAAAAUCGAUGUGCAAAUUCAGGUCGACAUGGAAGACUUUGAAGAUGAAGUGGGUGAGGAUCUCUUGCAUGAUACGAAUGUCGACGACGAUGAUGACGACGACAACGCUUCGGUUCAGAGCGACGACUCUGCUGAUGAUGAGUCGCGUCGCAUGCAGACUGUCAAGGACAACAUCCUCAAGUUGGAUGGUAUGAUCGAUCUGCUUUUCGAGUUCUAUGCACCUCCGUUCACGUCGGGCACGCUGGACGAAAAGGAGAACGCCUUGGACCUCCUGCUCAGUCACUUCCAGAGUAUCAUUCUUCCUACGUACCGCUCGCGCCACUCCCAGUUCCUUCUCUUCCACUUCUCCCAGUCCUCGCCGAUUCUUGUCGAUCGCUUUGCGGCGACAUGCGUGCAGCUCUUGUUUAACAAACUGCAACCCGGUAUCAUGCGUCAAUCGGCAGCUGCAUACCUGGCCAGCUUCGUUGCCCGCGGUGCACACAUUUCCGGUGAUGUGAUUCGCGACGUUUUCGAUCUCCUCACUACUCACCUGGACAACCUGCGGAUUGAGUAUGAACCCGCCUGCCGCGGUCCUGACCUCCGUCGCUACGGUCCAUUCUACUCAACCGCACAAGCCCUACUCUACAUCUUCUGCUUCCGCUGGCGUGACCUGACCACCGCUGCCAUGGAAGGCGACACUCCCGAUCAAGUCGACGAGCUCGAACCCGAAGAAAUCGAAUUUCCACCCUACAUCAAAGAAACCCUCCACAGAGCCAUCCAGUCCAAGCUCAACCCCCUCAAAGUCUGCUCACCCGCCAUCGUCUCCGAAUUCGCACGGAUAUCCAACCACCUCGAUUUCCUCUACCUCUUCAGUAUCCUCGAGACCAACAAGCGCAUCCGCAUCACGUCGUACCGCAGUCUAUCCUCCAUGGCAGACCCGCGCUUCAGCCAGGUAGAGCGGGAAACUCGCGCAGGCGAUGAUCUGGGAUACCAGCUCGAUGCAUAUUUCCCGUUUGACCCAUAUCAGCUCCCGCGGAGUCGACGCUGGUUGGAAGGGGAUUAUGUCCAUUGGCGAGGUAUCGCCGGUCUUCAUGACGGUGACGAUGGAUCGGAUAGUGAGGCUGGGAGCGAUGAGGAGAGUGUGAGUGAUGAUAUGACGGAGACGGAUGAGGAUUAG
Molecule: messenger RNA, 2115 nt
Organism: Aspergillus glaucus CBS 516.65
Lineage: Eukaryota; Fungi; Ascomycota; Eurotiomycetes; Eurotiales; Aspergillaceae
Product: rDNA-binding RNA polymerase I transcriptional factor
Exons: 1
Coding region: 1-2115 (704 amino acids)
Biological process (GO): transcription initiation at RNA polymerase I promoter
Cellular component (GO): nucleus
Molecular function (GO): RNA polymerase I general transcription initiation factor activity; RNA polymerase I core binding
Source: RefSeq, a predicted model, not a curated record